Messenger RNA from Saccostrea echinata, 638 nucleotides. RefSeq lists its product as uncharacterized. The record is from RefSeq and is a predicted model, not a curated record. The transcript has 3 exons. Lineage: Eukaryota; Metazoa; Mollusca; Bivalvia; Ostreida; Ostreidae. The coding region runs from base 1 to 528 and encodes 175 amino acids.
AUGGCAACAGUAGUCAGCCUUGGCAUUUUAUCAUGGGUCACUCAGUCUUAUGGAAUACUGUUUGGUCUACCAAGAGGAGAUGCUUCACACUGCCCUCCUGUCCCUGGCUCCAUUCCUUAUUAUUUUGGUACAACUGACCUCAUGUGUAUGAGGUAUGGUUUACACAGAAAAACUCCAAUAAUGCGGAGAAAUGCACCCAGUCGAUUCACUUUCAACCCCACUCACCGAUGGAUCUACUAUGCAGGAACAUACUUGGAGUUUGGCAACAGAAUAGGGAAGGAUGCAGCAAAAAUUAAAUUUGACCAUCCAAAUCUUGGUGAUGUCUGUCCCUUGAAGAUUGAGCCACAGCCUGCUGGCUUCAGUAGACUGAGUCUUGAGUGUGUCAUAGGAUGUGUGGAAAACUAUACCGAGAAAUAUGGCAACUACCAUGUGUACACAAACAACUGUCACCAUUUUGUAAACAAAAUUUCCAAAGUCAUGUGUGAAGCAGUAAUUUGUCCUCAAUGGUGUAUGAGAAGAAUUCUAUAACAAUGUGAGAUUCCUGAGAGUGAGGCAUAUGUCAGCUGUAUCAAGUACUGUCUACAACUUGUGUCUCAUAUUCAUAUGGAAUGAAUAAUGAAAUAAAUAUUGCAAAAUUA